Messenger RNA from Sus scrofa (pig), 535 nucleotides. It is a transcript of the gene SPAG11, whose product is annotated as sperm associated antigen 11. The record is from RefSeq and is marked provisional. Gene Ontology annotation, biological process: antimicrobial humoral immune response mediated by antimicrobial peptide. Gene Ontology annotation, cellular component: extracellular region. NCBI's taxonomy places the organism in Eukaryota, Metazoa, Chordata, Mammalia, Artiodactyla, Suidae.
GUUAUAGAUAAUCCAGACACUUCCCUAUGGCCUUUAGGGAAGUGUGACAUAAUCCCAUUGGGAUAGUGAAGGCUGAAAAUCCUGUUUAUUUCUUUAGAAAUAAAAAUGAGGACAUGAAACACUAUAUGUGGUGAAACAGACAUAAGACCUGAAAUCUCCAAAAUGAAUGCCUGGCCCAUCUGGCUUCUGAGUGCCCACACUGCUCACCUGCAGGAGACUGGAUCUGCCACCUGCCAUCUCUCUGUCAAAAUCCAUUUUGUAGGAGACAUUCCACCUGGAAUUAGAGAUGUUAUCUGCCUUAUGCAACAUGGAACCUGCAGGCUGUUUUUCUGCCAUUCUGGUGAGAAAAAGUCUGAAAUCUGCUCUGACCCCUGGAAUAGGUGCUGUGUACCAAAUACAGAGGAAGAAAAAAGAAGUUAAACGAUGAAUGGUGGUUCUAGCACCUAAAACCUAAGCAGGCAGGAGGCAGGUGGGGUCUUGAAGUACCCUAAGGGUUUAGAAGAAUGUGUAACCCAAUAAAUAUGUGUUGAAUGAA